Messenger RNA from Cinara cedri, 2535 nucleotides. NCBI's taxonomy places the organism in Eukaryota, Metazoa, Arthropoda, Insecta, Hemiptera, Aphididae. The record is from the annotation of a GenBank genome assembly.
UGAUAGUACAAAAAUUAUUAAUUAAUAAAAUAUAUUAAAUUAAUUUUUUUUCUCUUGUGUAAGUGUGUGUAUAGUUUUGUGAAUUUUACAUGUAAUUUUCAAAACGAAUUAAAAUUUAUGUUUUACGAUGCUAAAUAACCUGAGAUUUGUCAUACGAAGUUUUGCGAAUAGUAAGAUUUUAAAUGAAAAUACAUACUUAAAAAACAUAAAAUUCAAUCUGCUUAAUCUUUUUUUAAUUUUAUAAACAUUUUUUAAUUCUCCUAUAUUAUUUAGUGAAAUUAAAAUUCAAUUAUUACAUAUAUACAUCAUUGAUUUUAUAAAUAAUCAAUACUUUAAUUUGCUGGUCUUAUAUACCAUUAUUAUUACAACAAUGAUGUUAUUAAGUACACUUUUGUUAAUUUCAGUUCUAUAGAAUUUAACAUUUUGUACCUCUUAAAAUAAACGUAUCUAUAAAAAAUAUGUUUUUAUUUAAAUCAUAAAAACUACCUAGUACAUACUAUUGAAUCUUGAUAAAAAAACAAAUUAGUUAAUUGUACAUUUUUGUAAAAAAACUAAAAAUAAAGUAAUACAGUAUGUUUUCAACUUUUUUGUUAUCUAAUUUAAAAAAUAACAAAAAUUAAUUCAAAUUUUUCAGUGUUAUUAAAUUAUUCAUGAAAAGUUUAAAAUAUAGCAAAAAAAUUGCAACUUUUUUGCUUUUGGUAUUAAUUCAUAAUUUGUAUUUUUUUUUUGUUUUAUAUAGUUACCAUUGCUGCUAACAAACAUGUACAUCUACCAAUACGAACUAUUUGUUCUUUGAAUCAGACACCUUUGGGUUCACCUGUCUUACCCAUUUCUAUUAAUUUGCCAACUUUAUCAACCAAAAGAAUUAUUAUAGACAAACCUUGUCCAUGUCUUCCUAUAAGAAUUCCUCGACCGACAAUAUCUUUUCCUCUAGUUGAUCCUUUAGUCAAUAAUGAUAACGAGAUUCAAGCAGCACGGUUGAUAGUAAUUCGGCGUAAUAAAAUGAAAAAACAUAAAUUAAAGAAAUUAAGAAAGCGCAUGAAGUAUGUAUGGGCCAAAGUACGUCAAAAGAGAGAACUAAGAAAAGAAAAAGCUUUUCAAGCUGAGUUAAUGAGUCAAGUUAGUAUAAUAAAGUAUAAUAGAAUAACUAUAAUUUAAAAAAAAAUAAUAUAUUUAUAUUUUAAUAACUUCUAAUUGAAUUUCAUGUUAAUACUGCAAUUACAAAUAUCUUUAAAUUACCAAAUGAAAAAAAAUUAAUUUUCUAAAUAGUAAAUUGCAGCAUAAACUAUUUAAUCUUAUUAACAAAAUAGCUUAUUUAAAUCUAUUUAAAACAUAUCCAAAAAUUUUAGGUUAAAGAAGCUGAACAAUUUAAAGCUGUUGAUUAUGUUCAAGACAAAUUAAAUAUCAUUAAUAUGACAAUAUUGCCUAAUACAUGGAGAGGGAAACGGUUACCGGAGUUUGUUAUUAAAGAUUUAAUAAACAAAGCUCAAGCAAAAAGACAAGCUAAGUUGGAGGCUAAAGAAAGAAGAAAAAAAUUGAUGGCUUCUUACUCUUACCCAAAGUCUAUGUAAUUUUAUUAAUUUUGUAAGUUAUUCAUUAUAGUAGAAUAAUAAUAAAAUUACAAUAUUGUUAAUCAUAGUCUAUAGUUAUUUGUAAUCUUAAAAAUUGAUAUUAAUUGGUUUGUACUAAAUUUUGUACAAAAGUUGGUAUAUUGUUUAUCCAAUAAUUGAUACAAUAUUAAAUACCUAAAAUCUAUAUAUAUAUAUAUAAAAAAAAAAACAAUUGAUUUAUUUUAUGGUUUUGUAACAAUUUUACAGAGUCAAUUCAUAUUUACCUUUAAUAAUAUAAAAAGCAAAAUUGUGUAAAUACAAACAAAUUAACCAUAACCUAAAUAAUUAAUGGAAUUAUUCAAUAUAAUAUAAGUCUUAUCUAGUAGCAAAUCCAUAUUCUUUUGCUACAUUUUCGGCAAUUACAAGGUAUUGUAUAUCUGUAGGACCUGCAUAUAUUUCAGUUAUCCUUGCAUCUCUGUAAUGUCGUUCAGCCGGCAUAUCUGUAACAUAUCCCAUUCCACCGAGAAUCUGGAUACAAUUGUGUGUAACAUAUGUAGCUGUUUGUGAUGCUUCUAAUUUGGCCAUAGACGCUGCCUGAGAAAAUACACAAAUUACAUGGUGAAAAAUAUUGUUAAUCAUAAAUCGUAUGUUAUGGUACAGUUUUAUAAACCUAUCAUUUACCAUGGUGAAAGGUCUUUCAUUAUCUUUCAACCACGCUGCUUUCCAAGUUAAGAGCCGAGCAGCCUCCAAUCGUGUAGCCAUUUUUGCAAUUCUUUGCUGGUAAUAUAAAAAAAUAAGUUAACUAAUAAAACAUACAUUAAAUGAGUUUUAAUAUCAUUCAUACCUGAACACCUUGCAUUUUAAUAAUAGCUUUACCAAAAGCAAUUCUUUUUCCAGCAUAGUUAAGAGCACAUUCCAAUGCGCCUUGUGAUAUGCCCAAUGCUUGAGAUGCAAUACCAAUCCUUGCAACAUCUAUAAAAUAUUU